This is a messenger RNA of Cucumis melo (muskmelon), 1298 nucleotides long. RefSeq lists its product as uncharacterized. The transcript has a single exon. Bases 256 to 1152 code for a protein of 298 amino acids. NCBI's taxonomy places the organism in Eukaryota, Viridiplantae, Streptophyta, Magnoliopsida, Cucurbitales, Cucurbitaceae. The record is from RefSeq and is a predicted model, not a curated record.
UUGGAAAAUUUCGGUCCAUUCACUCAAAUUCCCUAAGAGUCCCCAUAGCUUAGCUUCAACAGCAUAGAGGAAGAAGAUAAAUUCAGCUAAAUCUCCGCUAUAAACCGUUUUUCUUCCUUCACCAAUAAUUGCAAAUUCAAAUUUCAAAUCGAAAACCCCCAAACUCCCCAUUACAAAAGUCCAAUCCCUCUCUUAAUUUCUCCACAAUUCCGAUUCCAAUUUCGAAAUCCAUCUGGGGAUUCUCAGACAAAGAAGAUGAAAGCAUCUCUGAAAUUCCGUGAAGACCAGAAACCAUUAUUGAGAGCGAAAAUCCCUCUCACCAUUCUCGGCCUCCCUUUCCAAUCCGCCAUAGCCGCCGGAACCUCCAAAGAACUCACUCUCAAGCUCUCAACUCUCUUCGAAUCCGGCCCCUCCUUCAAUCUUGCAUAUCGCCCCAACGAUUCUUCAAACCCCUUCUCUGUAAUCGUCAAAACCGGAAUCGCCUCCUUCGGCUCACCGAUCUCUUCCCCUAUGCUCAUGAGCGCCGAAUUCAACUUAAUCGCCUCUGGGAACCCCACUUUCAUGCUCCACUUCAAGCCUAAACUCGGCGAUUUCUCCGUCAAGAAAUCGCAAUCCUCGUCCGUGAUGUUCCAGAAGGUUCCGAAAUCGGAGGAGGAACCUGUGGAUGUUAAAACUGCUGUUUCGAAGGCGGUUUCCGGUUUGGAGGUGGCGGUUAGUACGGCGGUUCCGAUUAUGAAAUCCGGCGCCGUGAGGUUUCGUUGGGGUCUUAGGGUUCCUGCUGCGGAGGGGAUGAAGAUGAGUGGUGGGAUUUCGUUUAGGGAGGUUCCGUUCAUGGUGAUGGAUAAGAUCGGGUUCGAACACGUGGACGGUGGGGAUAUGAGUACGAAGGAGGGUAGUUUGGGAAAUGGGGAUUUGAAUUUGGAUUCGGAUUGCUUUUCGGUGAAGCGUCAGUUUGAGGUUCUGAAGUUAGAGAAUGGGUUAUUGAAAAAAAGCAUAGACGAUCUUAGGAAGCAAAUGAAAUUGUUCUCCAAUUCCGGCCGCCGACUUAACGACAGAAAUGCGCCGGAGUUGGGUGGUUUUGAUGGGUUGCCGCCAGAUGACAAGGCGGCGGGGGUUGAGGAGCUGAGGAAACCGGCGCUGCCUAGUGCCUGAAUUCGUCGAUAAGACAAAACCGUCAGUUUAAAUGUAAAAACCGAGUUGUUUUUGUUGUGUUUUUGCUCUCUAUCAUUUGUUCAAGUUAUGUUUUAAUGCUAAAUUUAGUGAAAUUGUUUAUUAAUAGGAUAUGUUUUUUCUUGCAA